Molecule: messenger RNA, 987 nt
Organism: Lindgomyces ingoldianus
Lineage: Eukaryota; Fungi; Ascomycota; Dothideomycetes; Pleosporales; Lindgomycetaceae
Product: alpha-ketoglutarate-dependent 2,4-dichlorophenoxyacetate dioxygenase
Exons: 3
Coding region: 1-987 (328 amino acids)
Molecular function (GO): oxidoreductase activity
Source: RefSeq, a predicted model, not a curated record
AUGCCUGGUCUUGUUCAAGAGAGCACCUUCAAGACCAUUACGGUCAAGGAAUUGCACCCAACCUUUGGAGCAGAGAUCGAGGGAGUGAACUUCCCUAAUCCAUCCGAGGAGCAAUUUAAAGAGGUCCUAGCCGCAAUGGCAAAGUACGGUGUUUGCGUGUUUCGCAAUACCGGGAUGGAUGAUACCGCACAUGUUGAAUUCUCUCGGCGACUGGGUGACCUGGAUGAUAUUAGGCCAUACAUGACCGGAGGGAGAAAGAUGAGGUAUCAGCACUAUGAGCUCUUUGAUGCGGGCAAUGUCGAUGAAAAUGGCAACGUUAUCGACCCCAGCUCGCCAAAAGCUCAAUACCAGAAGGGAAAUGGUCUCUUCCAUGUGGACUCCUCCUUCAACCCACGCCGAGCAUCCUUUUCCCUCCUCCGCGCCUACGAACUGCCCCCUCCAGGCCACGGCGGCAACACAGAUUUCGCCGACUCCCGCACCGCUUUUGACGAGCUACCUGAAGAGCUCAAGUCCGAACUCUUGGAAUAUGACUAUGCAGCUGCACAUUGCAUGGCGCAUUCGCGUAAAACUGCAGCUCCAGAAUUCUUCAAAGACCUCGACGUCGAAUCACAACCUAUGUACGCCCACAAGAUUGCCCAACUCCACGAACCCUCUAACCGCAUGAACCUAUACAUCGCUGCCCACGCGCACCAUGUCGAAGGUGUAGACAAGGAAAAGAGCGAUGCCUUGUUAAAGCAGUUACUAGACCAUGCGACGCAAGAGAAAUACAGGAUCAGUGUUCCGUGGGAGAAUCCAAGUGAUUUAGUUAUUUGGGAUAAUACCUGCGUUUUACAUAGAGCGGGUGGUGGAACCUUUGCGGGCAAGUUUAGGAGGGACUUGAGGAGGACGACGGUGCAUGAUGCGAGUUCGACAGCUUGGGGGUUAAAUGAGAAGGGAAAGGAUGCUAGACCAGGAUUCAAUUUGGGGAGCUCGAAUAUGAAGGGCUGA